Messenger RNA from Rubroshorea leprosula, 1870 nucleotides. The record is from the annotation of a GenBank genome assembly. Lineage: Eukaryota; Viridiplantae; Streptophyta; Magnoliopsida; Malvales; Dipterocarpaceae.
UCAACUGUAAAAACCCACAUAUAUGUCAAUUCAAUUUGCAGAAUGAAUUGAUAAACAUUUCAUUCUCCUCUCUGUUUCUAGCUCUCCCAACAAGAUGCAGCACCGUGCCAAAGUCAUCGCCGCUCACAUCUUCGCCGCCUUCCUCAUAGGAGCCAUUGCUACAGCAGUGGCGCGUUACAACCGCCGCCGCCUGAAGUCCAAACCGGCUAAAGACCACAGUAUCAUUCCUCUUCUUCAGAGGACAGAAUCCGGCCGCGUUGGACACCUUGAGAGAUUCUCCCAUUACGUUGCGAGACAACUUGGAUUUACAGAGGCAAGCGAAAUCCCGGGAGUGUGCAAGUUAGCUUACGAUUAUUUAAAAAAAUCCAAAGGAUUCGAGGUAAGAAUUUAUGAGUACUUCGCCGACGAUCCGGCGUCGGCGGAGACCAUGUACGUGAAGUUGAUCGAAGAGCUGGAGAGAUGCAUCCUGAGUUACUUCGCCUUCCAUUGGAGUCAAGCUUCCACGAUGAUAACCCAGGUCUUGAGUGUUCAAUCUAAUGAAAAGAAGACGAAGCUGAAGGAGUUUGUGAUGGCAGCUACAAGGCAGCAAAGAUUUGAGAGAGUGGUGAAAGAUUUGAAGGUGAAAAGGGUGUUUUCCACCUUGGUGAAGGAAAUGAAAGCCAUUCGACGCGAUGGCGAGCCCUGCACGGAGGUAAUGGCGCCGGUGGCUCACAGCCAGAGAAGUCCAGUCUUGCUUCUUAUGGGCGGAGGCAUGGGAGCGGGCAAGAGCACUGUUCUCAAAGAUAUUCUCAAAGAAUCAUUUUGGUCGGGAGGAGCAGCAGCAAACGCGGUGAUGGUGGAAGCAGAUGCAUUCAAGGAAACAGACGUUAUAUACAGAGCUCUCAGCUCUAGAGGCCACCACAAUGACAUGCUUCAAACUGCUGAACUGGUUCACCAAUCCUCCACUGACGCCGCAUCAUCCCUUCUAGUCACUGCCCUGAAUGAAGGUCGUGAUGUGAUAAUGGACGGUACCCUGUCCUGGGAACCUUUCGUGGAGCAAACAAUUGCCAUGGCUCGGAACGUUCACAAGAAGCGUUAUCGGAUGGGGGUCGGCUACAAGGUAAGAGAAGACGGUACCACAACGGAGAACUACUGGGAACAAGUAGAGGAGGAUGAUGAAGAAUAUGAACAAGUGAAGGAAAAUUGGGAGAGAACCAACAGGAAACCUUACAGAAUAGAGCUGGUUGGAGUCGUAUGUGAUCCUUAUCUAGCUGUUGUUCGGGGGAUAAGGAGAGCAAUAAUGGUGGGAAGAGCAGUGAGGGUAAAUUCCCAAUUGAAAUCUCAUAAGAGGUUUGCUACUGCAUUUCCAAAAUAUUGUGAAUUAGUUGACAAGGCCAGGCUUUAUUGCACCAAUUCUGUAGGAGGUCCACCUAAGUUGAUAGCAUGGAAAGAUGGUGAGAGCAAGAUUUUGGUAGAUCCAGAUGAAAUAGGGUGCUUGGAAACAGAGCGUAGCUUGAACCCAGAGGCAGAGAAUGUCUAUGAGCUUUACAGUGACCCAGAGAAAAUUUACCAGCCUGGGUCUGUCUGGAACGACAACAUUUUGACACCUUCAAGGCCUAGCUUGCAACUGGAGCUAAGAACUUCCAUCCAGAGGAUUGAGAAAUGCAGCACCCAAACACAAUAACACAAAGUCAACUGAUCAUAUUCAAUAAGAGAUCUGAAGUAAGAAUUCAGAACCACCAAAAUGGUAGAUUUUUUUUUUUGGUCAUGUGUUGGAACAGUGUUUGUGGAUUAUAAUGCAAGGAAAUUGGAGAGAUGUGAUUGCUGUUCUGGACAGGUGGUCUUUCUUUAUUUUUUCUUAAGAUCUGAAGUAGGGGAAUUACUUUUCAUG